CGUCUCUGCCUCUUUAUUUCAAUUCAACUCACAACCAUCAUUCAAACCAACCCUUUUACUCUCUCUCCUUGUAAAAGAAGAGGAAAAGAGCACACCCUUUUCAAAUCUCCUCUUAGCUCCUCUUCUUUGGUAGUUUAGUUCCUUCUCCUUGCAUUUGAAAGAACAAGAGGAGCAUUUACUUAGUUGGAUUUUUUGGCACUUUUUCUUUCAUUGAAGUCUGAAGAGUUCCUUUUCUUUUAGUUGAAAGGCUUGUGUUCUUUGAUAUUAUAGAGAGAGAGAAAGAGAUGGGAAUUUCAGAGAAGAUUCAAGUGGAAGGAGGACUAGAAUCAGAAUCAAAGAAAUGGGUCAUCACCGGAAUUCCGCUCCGAACUCAUUUGAGGCCGAUAAAUACGAAUCCGAAGGAGAAAUUCUUCGACGGCGAAGAUGUAGAAGCAGAGGAAGAAGAAUGCUCGACAACACCGACGGCUGAAGAAUCGAGAAUACCGAAGAGGUUUUCAUGCCCACCUGCUCCAAAGAAGAAGAAGCCUACUUCAAAGUGCCAUUUCAGUGGAGUUAGGGAGUUCUUUAGUCCCCCUGACUUGGACUCUGUUUUCAUUCCACGUGUGGAGAGAGCUAAAUGACUUGGAAGGAGUCUCUCUCUCUCUCUCUCUCUCUCAAGCAACUUUAGUUGGGUUCUUUGUAAUGGAGGAGAGAUAUUAUGUACAGAUUUUAUUUUUAUGAGAAAUGACUAUCUAUCCUUAGUUCUGUAGUUUUUUUUUUUUCCUUAAUUUUUAUAGAGAUUGUAUCUUGGAAUUUCUCUUUGGUUAGUUUCUUUAUUGGUAAAUCUAUCUCUUUUGUGGA
Molecule: messenger RNA, 840 nt
Organism: Magnolia sinica
Lineage: Eukaryota; Viridiplantae; Streptophyta; Magnoliopsida; Magnoliales; Magnoliaceae
Product: cyclin-dependent protein kinase inhibitor SMR6
Exons: 1
Coding region: 285-620 (111 amino acids)
Biological process (GO): regulation of DNA endoreduplication
Source: RefSeq, a predicted model, not a curated record